UUAUUUCGCUGCCAGCCACUGCUGUGCUGCAUUUAGUCUAACAUGAGACAGUCAAGGGUGCACAUCCAAGUUUUCACACAAUAAAGGUGCUGAAAAGGACCAAACACCAAAAAGGAUCCCAUCAAGCCAGCAAAGGAAAAAACAUAACUCCAUGUUCAAGACCAGCUACAUGCGUGAAGUGCGCAAGGAGAAGUAUGAGCGCUCAGACGUCUUUGAAGACGAACCUGAAGACUCUGAAUCAGCUGCAGGUAUGUCAGCCAUCCAGGGCUGGGAGAGUCUUCAGGAGCUCAACAGCCGCUUCGCCCGCUACAUCAACAGGGCGCGAGUGCUGGAGCAACGCAACGCUGUUUUCCGCAAGCAGCUGGAGACGCUGCAGCGCAUGGAAGACUCCAGCGGCCUCGAGGAGGCCUUCACAGAGCAGAUCGAAGUCAACAGGCAGCGCAUCCGAGAGCUCUCCUCUGAACACGCUAAGCUGGAGCGAGAGCUGAGUGACGCCUGUCGCAUGUUGGAUGAAUUCACCAGCAAAUACAGAGAUGAAUGUGCAUAUCAAGAAGAGCUGCGAGGAAAGCUGGAGCAGCUAAACAAGGAGGCUGACAGUGCUCUACUGAGAAACCUGGAGUACCAGAUUGGGUCACAGUUCCUGAAGGAUGACAUCAACGCCACCAGAGAGAGAAACAAGAAGAACCUUGCAGAGAUCCAGACCUAUGCAAACAUUUUGCAGCAAAUCAACCAAACACUUCCCCUUGUUCCAAACAUGUCACUGGGAAUCUCAGAGGAGGAGGAAAAGCUGCUGGCCCAGAGGACAGUGCCAGAGCUACGCUGCCAGCUGGAGGAAUUCAAGACUGCCCUCUGUCAGCUGCAAUCCCAGAAACAACGCCUGCAGACUGACACUACAAUGCUGGAGCAAGCCAUCAAAAGCACACAGGCGACUUAUGAUGACGAGAUCCAGAUGUACAAUGAGCAAAUCGAAUCUCUGCGGAAGGAGAUUGAGGAGGCUGAGAAGUCCUUGGAGAAGUACAACGACGAGUGCCGUCAUCUGGCCAUGUACCAGACGUCCCUGGAGAAUGAACUGGAGAGGUACAAGAGGAUCAUUGAGAAUGAAGACAACAGGUUGAAUUCAGCAAUAAUUGGAACUCCGAUUACCCUCUUCACCAGUAAUUACCGUUGCACCCACACAUCCUCUGCUACAAGCAGGCCUAAAGAUAUCACCCAGGCUAUUCAAGACAUCACUAGCAUCAAGCCUCGCCAGAAGAUCCUUACUAAGAAGAUCCUGAAGAAGAAAGAGAUAACACCCAAAGAUGUGAUGGACAGCAACCAGGAGGAAAAAAUUAGAGGAGCUCCUGGAGAGGCUCCAGAUGAAGAAGCAAAGGAAAACUCAAUGGAGAUGAUUCAGGAGGACAUGGUGAAGAGAACAGAGCACAUACCUAUGUACAAUAGAGGGUAUCCACAGGAUGUCCCAGACGGAGCACAGAUCAGCAAGGCCUUUGACACACUUUGCAACAUAGUCAGAGAUCGCAUGAGGAAAUACAAGAAACCUGAGCCAAUUGCUGACUUCUACACAAAGGGUCGUUAUGUCCUCGUCACUGGGGACGGCAGCUACCCCGACCCGUGCUUCUAUACUUCCACACCUUCAGCUGGCCACAUUUUUGUCACUAUUAGAGAUGGGCUGAUGCCUCCUUAUGAAACUUAUGGACGUAGCACACCCUCCCCUCCAUUUCCUCUGCCAAAGCAAGACCCAAAGCCUGUCAGUCCCACCCUGCCUUCUAAUGGGGGAGGAGAAAAGGAUGACAAAAUGGGAGGAAGAGGAAAGGAGAAUGGAGGUGGAAAAAGACACGAGAGUGGAGCAUCUGAAAGUCACUACAAAACUCCAAGUCCAAUUCCUCCAGCCUCUGAUUCAAGUCCCAAAGACCCCACUCCAGCUGCUGGACAUCCUUCUGGUCCCAAGAAAAAGAAGGAUGACAAGGACCCAGGUGGUUUCACUCCAGUGCCCGUGCACCGUGAUUUCAGCACCACUUCCACUUCCAGCUCCAGCAGCUUUAUGGUGGAGUCUGUGGAAAAGUUCUCCAAUGAUCGCAAAGUUAAAGGUUAUGAGGAAACAUCCAUGGUAGUGGAGACCAUGAUCGAGAAGUCCAGCAAGAAAAAACAUUGAUGCCGCAUGAACUAACUUCAAAACGUGGUUAACUUGACCAGUGGGUCACUUAAU
Thalassophryne amazonica is the source of this 2203-nucleotide messenger RNA. Its product is annotated as filensin. Gene Ontology annotation, molecular function: structural constituent of eye lens. Bases 152 to 2149 code for a protein of 665 amino acids. Gene Ontology annotation, cellular component: cytoplasm; intermediate filament. NCBI's taxonomy places the organism in Eukaryota, Metazoa, Chordata, Actinopteri, Batrachoidiformes, Batrachoididae. Gene Ontology annotation, biological process: lens fiber cell development. The transcript is spliced from 9 exons. The record is from RefSeq and is a predicted model, not a curated record.